This is a messenger RNA of Phymastichus coffea, 2418 nucleotides long. RefSeq names its product splicing factor ESS-2 homolog (gene Es2). Lineage: Eukaryota; Metazoa; Arthropoda; Insecta; Hymenoptera; Eulophidae. Bases 330 to 1775 code for a protein of 481 amino acids. The transcript has 2 exons. Gene Ontology annotation, cellular component: catalytic step 2 spliceosome. The record is from RefSeq and is a predicted model, not a curated record.
GCCAUUAAAACGAUACGAAAACGAAAAACGACUAAUCGAUGGAGACUAUUAGAUUAGAUGGCUGCGCAGUAUAAUGGGUAAUCAAGUGUCUAAAACAGAGGUUACGUUAUGCUCAUAACAAACAAAAACAUAUUUGAUAUAAUAGCUUUUUAUAUAAAAUAAUCAUAGCAAUUAUAUUCAGAAGUUUUGUGCAUAAAACAUAACAUGAUCAAUCACUGAAUUAAACGUUUUCUCAUGAUAAACGAAGAAAAUAAAGUAUCACGUAUAUUAGUUAUUUCCAUACAUACGUUAAUAUUGUUUCUUCUCUUGAAUCAUAUUAUAGAGAUAAAAUGUUUUCUCCAGUAAGCUCAAUAGAAAGUUCACCAGGCCGGAUGGCACUAGAGGCUGCAAAAAACAUCAAAGACUUGGCAGUGUUUAAGACUCCUAUUGGGCCAGCUAAACGUCGAAAAUGUAAAAUCCUUGAUGAAGAGACUUACGUGGAAAAAAUAGGAGAAAUAAUUCAAAGAGACUUUUUCCCUGACUUGGAAAAAUUAAAAGCUCAAAAUGAGUACAUGCUGGCACUAGAAAACAAUGACACCAAGAAAAUGAGGGAACUGUACGAAAAAUAUAGUUUAGUUCGACCAGCUACAGAAAGACUUGCUAGUCCUGCUACUUUUGAAACACCAGUUCGUACAGAGAAUUCAAAUGAAGACACAGUCAAAUCUACAACAUCUACAAAUAAAGAAAAACAAAGUAAAGACUUACAACUAAAUGAAAAGAAGGUAGGGUUAGAUGAAUUUUUAAGUAACAACACAAGUGAGGACAAUGCCAGUUUUGAAGAAAUAAUAGUAGAAAAUGAAAAAAGGCACAGACUCAAGAAUGCAUGGUUAUAUAAACCAGAAACAGAACCUACACUCAAUGCCAUUGAAAAUAAUAAAAAUGAAUCAUUAGCAAUUGAAAAUGAUAACAAAAAAAGGCCUUUUGAAACUGAUACUUGGAGUUACAAAAAUAAAAAUUAUAUUAUGUAUAUACCAGAUGGAGUAGAAUUGACAUUAGAUGAAAAAAUUGAGCUUGCAAAAAAGAAGCAAGAAGUUGUACAUUCAAAUACCAGAUUAAAGUUCAAUCCCUUCAAUGAACAACAAAACAAAGAAACUAUUAACGAGCUAGCAAAAGUGCAAUCUAAAGCUAAUGAUGGAAAAAUAGGAAUUGAUGGGAAAGAAAUUGUUAGAAAUGAAACUCCCAGGGUCAAUGGAUAUUCCAUUGUGGCCUCACCUGCACCAUCUAUACCUGAAAGUAUUAUGGAUAGUCCAAUUAUGACUUGGGGUCAAAUAGAAGGAACACCAUUUAGACUGGAUGGUGGAGAUACACCAUUACUGCACUCUUCUGGAGGACCUUCUUUCCGAAUGGCUGAACCACCUAAAAGAGAAAAAAUUGCUAUGCAGUUAGCUGAAAAAGCUGGAGAACGACUAAGGGAUAAAAAAAUUAAAGCUUUGAAUGUAGCCAGACGUUCAUUAGCAACACCUUCGCCAAGAUCGAGUAUUGAUCGACUGAAUACAAUGUCUCCAGCUGCAAAAACACUUGCUACUCAAAAAUUACGUAUCGCCAUUAGUCCUUCUCCUAGCAGAACCUUAUUAAGUACACCUGUUAUGAGAGUUAAAACUCCUUCAACUCCAAGACUACUCACACCUAUGAUAAAAUCUAAUAAACCAGAUUCAAUUCCGAAAACUCAAUCACCAGUUCUAACAGAUAAUCUGUUAAAGUUACCUAGACGGCAAAGAGCUGCUGACUUUUUUUAAAUUAGUGAAUUGGUAUAGCAUCUUAUUGAUUGUUAAUGAUUAAUGUAUAACAUCAGUGCAUGAUUACAAACACUGUUGAAAGAAAAAAAUGUAAGACAGCAGUCGACUAUGAAAACAUCUAAAUCAUAUGUUUAAUAAUCUUAAAUCUCAUCAAAUACAGUGAUAUUAUUUUUUAUCUUUGAGUAAGAUGAUAAUGAAUAUUAUAAAAAUUAGAAUUACUAUAAGUAUUAAACUUAUAGUAAUGUCACAUAUUUGCAUAUUUCAGAGAUUAUAUAUAUGUAAAUAUUCCUUUUCUUAUUUUAUAUACAUCAACUACUGAAAUUUCUUCAUAUUUUUUACAUUAUAGUUGUAUACUCAAUAUUUUUGGUAAUUAUGGAUCUUGUGGAAAAGUAUUGUAUACUUAUUAUUGCACUGAGAUAAUUUGCAUAAAUCACUGACAAAAUUUUUAUUUGAUUCACCAACAAAAUGUUGAAAAAUUUACAGAUUAGUUAUUCUAUCAUAAUGUGAUGAAUAAUGUAUGGAAAAAUAAUUCUCUGAAAUUUGCUUAAUGUGUUACUGUAAAUAAAACAAAUAAGAUUUAUAUAUUUUAUAAAUAUAAAAAUGUUAUUAGAUUUGAAUACCUCUGUAAAAUAAUAUAGAAAAU